Necator americanus (New World hookworm) is the source of this 2373-nucleotide messenger RNA. RefSeq lists its product as uncharacterized. The record is from RefSeq and is a predicted model, not a curated record. Bases 1 to 2373 code for a protein of 790 amino acids. NCBI's taxonomy places the organism in Eukaryota, Metazoa, Nematoda, Chromadorea, Rhabditida, Ancylostomatidae. The transcript is spliced from 3 exons.
AUGUGCCUUUGUACGACUGCGGGAGGACGUAAACUCUGGAUCGUGCCUACAGGAACCGCUGAGGACAACAGUAAGGACGCCUUCUAUGAUGAACUCAAUGCGUUGAUGUCUAAAAUGCGAAGCCAGCAGGUGGUCAUUGUCGGAAUCGACGAAAAUGCAAAGAUGGGACAACAACAAUCCAAUGUGGGAAAAUGGUAUUAUCCAGCGGAGCGCACGUUCGACAGCGGUCAACAGACGGGCCUCAUCAUCGCCUCCACGUUUGAGAGGAAUCAUCGACGCCAUCAGCUCACGUGGCAGGGAGCUGUUUGGGGCGUCGCGUUCGACUCUGACCAUCGUCCACUUCUUCUCAGCUUCAAGAUACGAUUCCACAGGAGAAACCGAGGAGUUCCUCUUCAACCGAAAAUCGACAGGUCAGGUCUGAAAGACGAUGAAUGCAGAAGUAAAUUCCGCCAACAUGUGUCUAUUCAUGUCGGAGUACGGACUAGGAAGAAGCUUAACGAUGCGGAUUCCUUCACAAAGUGCAUCCAGGACGCUGCAAGGGAAACACUCCCGGUUCUAUUGCCGCGGAAGAAGUUUGCUUUUGCAUCUGCGGAAACAAAAUCCACGUACAAUUCUCUAUGUGUCGCGCGCAGCGCUGGAGACGUCAACCAGGAAAAGCGUCUUAGAAGGAAGCUGCGUCGUCAACUGCAACAAGACCGCGGUAACGAGUGGACGUCAAGAGCGAUGGAGUUUGAGAAGGCGUGGGAGGACAGGAACCCGCGGAAAGCCUACGCUGUACUAAAACAGUAUAGCGGCAAAAUGAAAAGAUGUUCUCCUGUGCUCAACACUGCCAAUGGAGUUGCUGUCGGCAAAGCAACCCUUCCAAUUUGGAAGGAACACUUCAAAACCUUGCUGAACCGGCUGGCACCGUCAGCUCCUGAACUCGAACACGUUCACAGACCGACAUAUGCGGUUAACGAGGAGCCACCGACCGAGUCGGAGGUUCCAGUCUGUAUUCAAAAAAUGAAGAAUGGAAAAUCUGGUGGAGACGAGGGGAUUAGCGCAGAAAUGCUGAAAUAUCUUCCUCCGUCUGGGAUUCGUGAAAUGACAAAGAUCAUCCGUUCAAUAUGGAUAGAAAGGAAACGUGAUUCGUGGGGACACGCUAUCAUAAUUCCCCUCCACAAGAAGUUAUCCGUCACGUACCCUGGAAAUUAUCGAGGAAUCUCUUUGCUGCGUGUUAUGUACAAGCUAUUGGAACGCAUUAUCCUGGACCGACUCAUUAAACAUCGCGAAGAAACAACGCGUGACGAGCAAACUGGCUUUCGUCCUGGCCGAUCUACGAUUGACCAGGUGUUCUUCGUCAGGAGAGUGAUCGAAAUCUGGCAGCGGUAUUCGAAGCCAAUACAACGAGCGUUUCUGGAUUUUGAAGCCGCGUUCGACUCUCCUCACCAAGGCCGUCUUCUCAACGCGCUCCGCGCCAAUGGGGUACCAGGAAAGUUCGUUCACGUGCUUGAUGACAUGAAUCAACAAACAACUGCUGCAGUUCGAACAUCAGCCGGAUGUACAACACCGUUUGAAGUGGUAACUGGAGUAAGACAAGGGGCAGUGGCAGGAUCCUUCCUGUUAAAUUUCGCCAUCGACGACAUUAUGCGAAGAACAGUCGACCAGUGUCCUGCCGACAUUGUCUUAGCACCAUCUGGGUGCCCCUUGACUGACCUCGAGUACGCCGACGAUGUUGUUAUAUUCGCGGAAAGCACAGAUGUGGAUCUCUUCGAGACCUCAAACGGGAAUCAGGUGGACAGACAACCGAUAGAACUCGUCGAUGAGUUCUGUUAUCUGGGCUGUAUGCUGAAGAACUACGGCAGCUACGAGAGGGAUGUUCAGCAAAGAUGCGCCAAGGCCAUUUCUGCAUUUAACUCCUUAACAAAAUGCCUGUGGUCGAUUCCCAUCAUCAAAGAAGUCAAGCUGCGAGUCUACCUAUCCGCAAUUCGCCCCAUCAUAAUGUAUGGAUCGGAAACUUGGGCAGCUCUAUCUACGGUGAUGGAGAGGCUUGAUUGCGCGGAACGGAAGCUGCUUAGACUGCUACAUGGCUACUUUUGGCCUAGUGUAUGCCACAGUGAAGGUCUUUACGCAGAAAUUGAUGUGGUAUACCGGUGGAUGACACGUGGGAGAUAUCAACAUCUUGCACCGCCAUCGGAAGUGGCCAAAGUAAAUCGUCUUCGCUUCUUUCGUCAUAUAUUAAGGAGACCGGCAGAUCGCCUUGUUCAACGAGUUCUGAGGAGUUUUCCGGGUUCGAGUUGGAAGAAGCCACCUGGCCGAAAACGGAAGUUCUGGACCUGGACUGAGGUGGUGAAAGAGGACCUGAGGACACUCGGCAGUUCAGGCGAGACGUGA